Molecule: messenger RNA, 337 nt
Organism: Staurois parvus
Lineage: Eukaryota; Metazoa; Chordata; Amphibia; Anura; Ranidae
Source: the annotation of a GenBank genome assembly
CUAGGCAUGCAGACUGCUUCUACAAACAUUUGUAAAAGAAUGGGUCACUCUCAGGAGCUCAGUGAAUGCAAGCGUGGUACCGUGAUAGGUUGCAACCUGUGCAAUAAAUCCAUCCAUGAAAUUUCCUUGCUACUAAAUAUUCCACGGUCAAGGUGGAAGCAACUGGGAACAACAGCAACUCAACCACAAAGUGUUAGGCCAUGUAAACAAGUGCAAUGCAAAGCUGGACUCUAGAGCAGAGGAGAUGUGUUCUCUGUCUGGUAAUCCUAUGGAUGUGUCUGGGUUUGGCGGUUGUCAGGAGAACGGUACUUUCCUGACUGCAUUGUGCCAAUUAUAA